CUUUCCUACCGUUAGAGCAGCAUGAGAAUCUGGCAUUUGUCUGCCAAGGACAGCCUUGACUGUUUCUAUUACUGGGCAAGGUGACGAUUGACGCAACUAUCAGGAAACCAGAAUAUUUCAGGGCCGACGAGCACAGCUGUCAUUUCCAAGACAUCCUCCAGCCAUGGCGAUCCCAUCUGUCACUUGUUUCCUGCUGAUCAUAUCUAUUUCUAGCACCUCCCAGUUGACAGUCAACCAGUAUAAACACAUUUCAGUCGCCAAAGGAAAUUCAGCUAUUCUGGGCUGCUUUGUGGAAGGCGAGGAGAUUCGGCAUUUAAGCGUUCAGUGGUUUAAACAGCUGCCUGGGAGUCCACCCACUUAUAUCCUCCACCAUGCCAAUGACACCACCAUCCACUGGGGUGACACCUCCCUGGAGCGCUACCGGCCAAUCAGAAACAACAGCAAUACUCACUUUCUGCACAUCGCUAACGUCACCACAAAUGACAGCGCUCUGUACUGGUGCUUGAUGACUAAGAGUCCCUCUCUUCACAUCUGGGGAGAUGGGACCCACCUCAGCGUUUAUGGUGGAGAAGAUGUCCAGGCACCUUCUGUAUCCAUUAUGACCAGUUCAUUGUCUCCAACCAGCUCCCACCCACUCUAUCUUGCAUGUUCUGUAAGUGGUUUUUAUCCACCAGUCAUUGAGGUUACAUGGAAGUUAGAUGGUCAGUCUGCUCCAGGAAUAAUUACUUCAGACCACUACCUGUCAGAAGAAGACCAUUCUUAUGCAUUGAUUAGCAUCCUGGAGCUUCCAAUGCACCACAGAAAGAACAUCUCAGUUUCAUGUGAGGUGCGUCACGAUUCCUCAAGAACUCUGAUCACAAAAGACUUCCUUGGCUGUUACAAGGAUCAAUAGAAACUGUCAUGGAAAACACUCUAGAAGAUAAAUUUUUUAUCCUGAAGCUGAUUUUGCCACACACGGAGUAUGUAAAUUACAAAAUAAAAUAAAAAAAGAUUGUGUAUAUUGUGGGUACAGUAAAGGGCACGUCCACACCUCAACUAAAUUUUAAAGACUAAUCUCAGUGAAUAAACUGUUACAUAUGAAAA
Rana temporaria (common frog) is the source of this 1083-nucleotide messenger RNA. RefSeq names its product immunoglobulin lambda-1 light chain-like. Gene Ontology annotation, cellular component: MHC class II protein complex. Gene Ontology annotation, molecular function: MHC class II protein complex binding. Bases 164 to 892 code for a protein of 242 amino acids. The transcript has 4 exons. Gene Ontology annotation, biological process: peptide antigen assembly with MHC class II protein complex; immunoglobulin production involved in immunoglobulin-mediated immune response; antigen processing and presentation of exogenous peptide antigen via MHC class II. NCBI's taxonomy places the organism in Eukaryota, Metazoa, Chordata, Amphibia, Anura, Ranidae. The record is from RefSeq and is a predicted model, not a curated record.